Molecule: messenger RNA, 153 nt
Organism: Nezara viridula (southern green stink bug)
Lineage: Eukaryota; Metazoa; Arthropoda; Insecta; Hemiptera; Pentatomidae
Source: the annotation of a GenBank genome assembly
AUGCUCGACUUUAGUGUCCUUUCCAUUCUAUCUACUCUUCCGGAUCCUAAUCCUGCGUUUGGGACCGCAUUUACCCAUAAUCAGGAAAAAAUGACCCUGGAGAGAGGCCAGGAGACAAACCCAGUGACAAAUGGAGCAUUAAAAUUAAAAUAA